ACAGAUAUAAUCAGCUGAGAGUCGCACAAAAACAUUUCACACCAUGUUUUCUUGGGGAGAACAGUGCGCGCACGGCUUUAGGCUCAAAGAUGGCACUUACACGGCCAAGACUAACAAGAAUGGAGUUUGUUAUUUAGACCUGGGCUUCCACAUCACUCACCUGUCUGAGGGCCUCCGCGUGCUCGCCUUUGUCAAACCUAAUGGAAAUGCCUUUAUUAUCCGCACCAACGAGAAUAAGGACGGCACGAGGGCCAGAGGGAAACAGAAGUGUGUGGAGUGUAAAGAGAAGGUCAGAGCUGUGAGUUGUACUGAUGACCUGGUGAUGCUGCUCACUAAGAAGGGACAGGUCUUAUGUGUUGACCCAAGACUUGGCAAAGGAAAUCCAAGGCUACUAAAAAGCCUCAGUGGUCUAUCAGUGUCACAAGUUUCAUGUGGAAGCCAACAUUCAAUUGCACUUACUAAAGAUGGGCUGGUGUUCACUUGGGGCCACAACUCCAGAGGUCAGCUGGGUCUGGGCCAGUGUGGUGAGAGCUCACCUGAGCAGGUGCAGCACCUGUCGGACCUGCCCGUGGUGCAGGUGGCAGCAGGAGGGGAGCACAGCUUCAGCGUCUCUCUGUCUGGAGCUGUGUUUGGAUGGGGCAACAACUCCUGCGGACAACUGGGCCUGGGGGACACCACAGACAGACAUAUUCCAACUUGUGUUAAUUAUUUGAACACAAGGAAAACUUGUUUGAUCUCCUGUGGACUUUUACACACUGCAGUACUGACCAAGGACGGGGCCGUGUUCACAUUCGGUUCAGGUCAACAUGGGCAGCUUGGACAUAACUCCUUCAGGGACGAAUUACGACCUCGACUCAUCGCAGAACUCUUGGGGUCAAAGGUUAUACAGGUGGCAUGUGGCAGACAGCACACACUGGUGAUGAUAGAGUCUCGGAGGUUGUUCUCAUUUGGUUGUGGAGAACUGGGCCAGCUAGGACAGAGAGGAGAAAGUCCAGCUGUCCCUCUGCCUGUGCAUCUGCCACCAGAACAUAGUGAGGGGGUCAAAAUUGGCAGCUGCUUUGCUGGACCCAACUGUUCUUUUGCAAUGUGUUUUUCUGAGGACAUGCAAACAGUGUCUAACAUUGGGAACACAUGGGAAGAACAAUCAGGACUUGAGCAUUUGAUACUCAAGUGGACUUCGGACUCUCAGCCAUGGAAACAAACUAAACCAGAAAUCCACAGGAUGUUUUCCUCCCUGUCAUGUUUGAACAGAAGCUAUCUUGAGCACAGAAAAGACAAGCACUUCCAAACAUCAGCAAAUUAUUGUGGCUUGGAUCUAACGGCUGUUGAAAGAUCAUUUGCUAAUCUGCUCAACAAGGCCAAUGUUUUGGAGCAGGUUGAACUCACUGUCCUGGGUUCCCUCUGUUCCCUGAACUGUACCUCAGUGGGAGUGGAGGCUUUGAGGGUCUACCUGCUCCUCACCGAGCUCCUGGUGGUGGUCCUCAAACACAAUAAGGACUCAGCACUGGUAAAGGAACUGGCUAAUACAAUUCACAGUCUGCCUUCUGAGAGCCGCAAAGUCUUAAGAGACUGGCACGCCUCCCUGCCGUUUUGUACCAGAAAAAGACAUGUUGAGGUGUGGAGGGAUGGUUUGUCUCAAAUGCUGCUCGGCUCUUUUAAUGAUCAGAAAAAGCUGGUGCUGAUCCUUGAAGAGAUGCACAAUAUCAAUGCUACAAAAACAGGUGAUGCAAAACUCCCAGAAGCAACAUUUAGUCUAAGAUUGAGUGAAGCCUUCCUUCAAAAUGAUGUCACUCUUUGGCGGUCCUCAAAAGCAAAAAAGCCGUGCUUUUUCAGUGAGAAGCUUGUGCUCUGUAACUAUAAGUUCCUAAUGGAUCUUCCAUCUAAGAUAAUAGCUUUUGACCUGGAUUGCAACUGGACCAAGAAGGAACACCAGGCGCCCCAGCAUUUCAACCCUUUUUUUAGAUGGAUUCCUCAGUCUCAGCCUGAUUUUUUUUAUCUCAAACUGAAGCGUGCAUCACUUGUAGAAGACACUUUUCAACAACUGGCUACUUGUUCUGACAACAUAUUGAGAAAGCCACUUAUGGUACAUUUUGACGAGGACCCCAAAAUCACAGACGUUUACAAAAGAGAUCUGUUUCACCAUCUCUUUUUGGAGAUUGUUUCUGCUGACUCUGAAAUGCUCGUGUUCAAUGAAUCCCAAACAUUGGCUUGGUUCCCCUCCACACAGAUAUCAAAGAAGAAGAAACAGCGGUUCUUUCUUUUUGGGAAGCUUUGUGGUUUGGCAUUAUACAACCAGAGCAUUAUACACCUGCCUUUUCCUCUCGCUCUAUUUAAGAAGCUUCUCGAUAUAGAGCCAUGUCUGGAUGAUCUCACUGAACUCAGCCCAACUGUUGGAAAAAGUUUACAGUACAUUCUGGACUAUGAUGCCAAUGUAGAAGACCUGGAUAUGUAUUUUACAAUAGACUGGGAUAAGACAAAGGUUGAACUUGAUCCUUCAACUCCUGGCAAACCAGUGACAAAUGACAACAGGCAGGAGUUUGUAGAUGCCUAUGUGCACCAUGUCUUCACCACAUCUGUGCAGACUGCAUUUAAGGAGUUCAGACGUGGCUUCUUCCAGGUGUGUGAGCCGUCCACGGUGCAGCUGUUCAGACCCGAGGAACUGAGGGGGGUCAUGGUGGGCAGCGAAAACUACGACUGGGCCGCCUUUAGACAGAACACUGUCUAUGAACUACAAUAUCACAAAGGCCAUCCCACUAUUCAGAUGUUUUGGGAAGUUUUUGAAGAACUCAGUGAGGAACAAAAGAAAGAUUUUUUAUGGUUCCUGACUGGAUAUAGACGAGCUCCUAUCUUUGGACUGGGUCAAAUUCAGAUGAAAGUCCGUCAGAAGUACCUGCCUCACGGUGGCACUAAUGAGCACUUCCCUGAGUCGCUCACGUGUCAUUCGAUCCUGGAGCUGCCUCUUUACUCCUCUAAAAGCGUCAUGAGAAGAAGAUUGACUGAGGCCAUCCAGCCCGAGACAGGAUUCAGAGCAUAAUCUCUAAUUCUAUCGCCACUAAAUAUUGACCAAAAACACCUGUAAUUUAUUGUAUGGAUGGAGUGCCUGUAUGUAAUAUAGAAAAUUAUCUAUUCUCAUAUAUGUUUUGAGCACAAUGAUUUUGUUUGUAAAAAUUAAACAUAUCUGUAUAAAGUUGUUAAUUGUUCAAAAUUACCACUAGAGGGAGCCAUUCGCCUGUUUCCUUUUUCCACUAUAUGAAUGACACAAAUAGCUGCAAAGAUGAGAUCAUCCUCCAUGCAGGUCAUCGCUCAACAAAAGACCAACACCGGGGUAUUAAAAAAAAACUAAACAAAACAUGAUUUCACCUUCAAGAUGUGUCGAUUAGUAGAUUUUAGAAUUAAUUCAUAAAUUGCAUGUGCAUAGAAACUACCUAUAACCUUGAUAUGUACAAAAUAGCCAUUUACCCAUAUGAGAUAUUAUAAAUUGAACUGCAUUUAAAACACUACAGGAUUACAUAAUCCAUGACGCCUUUAGCCUAUAGGUCACCACAGUUUCACAACACUCUAAACUCACC
This is a messenger RNA of Periophthalmus magnuspinnatus, 3569 nucleotides long. Its product is annotated as probable E3 ubiquitin-protein ligase HERC3. Gene Ontology annotation, molecular function: ubiquitin protein ligase activity. Gene Ontology annotation, biological process: protein ubiquitination; ubiquitin-dependent protein catabolic process. The transcript is spliced from 23 exons. Bases 44 to 3034 code for a protein of 996 amino acids. The record is from RefSeq and is a predicted model, not a curated record. Lineage: Eukaryota; Metazoa; Chordata; Actinopteri; Gobiiformes; Gobiidae.